AUGUAUUGUUUGCAAUUUUUAUUACCUGUUCUGCUUAUACCAAAACCGAUUAUUCAUCCGACUUUCUUAAUUGAUCAUGCUCUUUUCCUCUGGUUUUACAUAAUUGGUUUUAUAAUAAGUAAAAGGUAAGCGUAUUCCUUAAUUAAAAUUAGUCAGUUUAGGCCUUGUCAUGUUUGUCUGUUGUUAUUUUUUGUGGCAGCAUUCUUCCUCUGUUACAGCGAUAUGGACAACUGCAGCUUAUAUCCGUUUUGUUCGUCGAAUGUCGUUUAG
Molecule: messenger RNA, 270 nt
Organism: Bursaphelenchus xylophilus (pine wood nematode)
Lineage: Eukaryota; Metazoa; Nematoda; Chromadorea; Rhabditida; Aphelenchoididae
Source: the annotation of a GenBank genome assembly